Molecule: messenger RNA, 384 nt
Organism: Dermacentor albipictus
Lineage: Eukaryota; Metazoa; Arthropoda; Arachnida; Ixodida; Ixodidae
Product: transmembrane protein 60
Source: RefSeq, a predicted model, not a curated record
AUGGCAGUGCUUCACAAGGUUCUACUUGCGUGGUUCCUGUUCACCGUAUUUCUCGUCCUGCUCGCGCUGAGGUUGGACGAGAAGACCGACUGGAAUUGGUUCAUCGUGUUCGUCCCCAUGUGGGCGUUUGACAUCAAGCUUUUCCUUUACCUAACCAUACGCCUCAUGAAGUCGUGCAAGCGGCGACACGAGAACUCGCGCGAGAUACGCCGGAGGUUGUGGGCCCUGUGCUGCCUGCUCCUGAAAUCUGCCUUCCAGAUAUGCCUCUGCACGCGACUACAGUACACUUCGAGCUUCCCGUGGGUGUUCGUGGCGCUGCCGCUGUGGAUUCUCCUGCUCGGCGUCUCGUGCAAUGUGCUCGUGCAUCUGGUGUCUCAGAGCUGA